Molecule: messenger RNA, 1349 nt
Organism: Apis cerana (Asiatic honeybee)
Lineage: Eukaryota; Metazoa; Arthropoda; Insecta; Hymenoptera; Apidae
Gene: Cnep1r2
Product: CTD nuclear envelope phosphatase 1 regulatory subunit 2
Cellular component (GO): cytoplasm; Nem1-Spo7 phosphatase complex
Source: RefSeq, a predicted model, not a curated record
UAGUAUCACGUUUAAUUUAGAGAAUAAAAUAUUUAGUGAUUUUUUUUUUCUUAUGACUUUUAAAUAAAUAUCAAUAACAUGUAUAUAUAUAUUAUACUAUUUUAUUGAAUAUAUUUUGUACCAAAUAGAAACAUUUUUAUUAUUUAUAUUUAUAUUUUUAUGUGACGUGAAUGAUGUGAUCCAACCGGAAUUAUUUGUAACUCAUUUUAAUUAAAUAACACACACAUACAUGAAAAAUGUCUUUAGAUCAAACGGUGUGUGAAGAUUUAAAAGCAUUUGAAAGACGACUUACCGAAGUAAUUGCUAGUUUACAACCAGCUACUCUACGAUGGAGAAUGCUACUAGGUUUUAUUUCUGUAUGCACUGCUGUUGGUGCAUGGCAUUGGCUAACAGAUCCAAAUACACCAGCUGUAUCAUUUACACAAAGCCUAUGUAAUCAUCCAUUUUUUGCGAUUGCUAGUAUAAUUUUAGUAAUAUUAUUUAUGAUGGGAGUACAUAGACGUGUAAUAGCACCAAGUAUUAUAACUCAAAGAGCUAGAAGUGUUCUUAGUAAUUUUAAUAUGAGUUGUGAUGAUACUGGAAAACUCAUUCUUAAACCAACAAGAUCACGACAUCAUGAAAAUUAAAGAGAAAAAAGACAUAAUUUUUAUGUUAAUUGUGAAAGUGUUUAUAAAAAUCUGAAUUAUUAUGCAAGGUGAUCAUAAAAAAUAUGUAUAAAUCACAUUUUUGAUACUAGUGUAAGAUUUAAGAUAUUAUUUUGUUGUACUUAGUAUUUAAAAAAAUGAUAAUAUUAUAUUUAAUAAUUCAAAUUUAUAUUUUUUAUUCUUUAAAACUUUAAUCUCAUUAAAAAAAACAAUACAUAGUUUAUUUGUAUAAAUUUAGUCUGAAAAGUAAUAAAAUACAUAAAUUAUAAAUAUAUUAAAAAUAAUGACCAAAGUAUUAACAUUUUUCAAUAAAAUAAUUUAAAUAAUAGAUUACUAUGAUUUAUUUCAAAAUAAUAAUAAAUGUAAUAUUGUAUGUACUAAAAUGUCAUACAUUUCUAAAUAAUAUAGUUUAUUGUAUAUAUAUAUGUAUAUUAUGAUUAAAAAAUUUGUUAUUUCAACAUAUAAAACUGUAAAUAUUAAGAAUUUUCCAAUGAAAUAAACAUAACAAUAUAAUUCUCUAUAUAAAUCUUUACUCAAUAUUAAUAUGAAUUAUAAUUUUAGUUAUUACAAUAUAAUUCUUCUAAACUUAUAUACAGAUAUGAUAUUGUAAAAUUUCAAGAAAUGUUAAAUAAAGAUAAAUAUUAUUCAAAUGUAAAAUAAAUUUAUUUUAAUGUAUUUUAAAUAAAAUUUUUUAUUAAGAAUGUA